AUGAGCUUUGUUGCGCAAUAUGCGGCGCAAUCUGGCGAAACCAUCAGAAAGCUCGUCAUCGCGCCUGUAGACAUUGGCGGCUUGCAGCUCGUUGCACUUGGCACGGAUUCCUCCGUCGAGCUCGUCUGGAUUGCAACGGCCACAUACGAUAUCAAGCAGGCUCAUACAUUUUUCCUGGGCAACGAUGUCACCGUCACUGCACUCGACUGGUCCGCGAGGACUCGUGAGCUCUCGCGUGAAGGCACGUCGACUGCAGUCUAUGUCGAGCUUCUCGUUGCGACAGCCAAACGGGAGCUGUGGCAGCUCAGCGGCACCAUACACUUGGACGAGACAGCUUCUGGCUGCGAAAGCCUGCUUGUCGCGCGCGGCCGUUCGUCACAUCGUGGUCAGAUAACAAGCGUGUCUUUUUGCCGCGGCAAAGGCUACGAGGGUGUCGCGGCAACAGCUUCAGACGAUGGAGCUAUUCUCAUCUGGAACCUAGACUCGACUGCCGAUCCGCUCGACGAUGAGAUCAGCGACGUCUCAACAGCAGCAUCGAACAACGUCAGACGACCCACUUGCUCAACAAUUACGUUGCCGCACGGUGUCCUAUCUGUGGCUUUCCAUCCCGCGCAAUUCGGCACGCUCAUGGCGUUUGAUGUCACGGGCUCCAUGCGCCUCAUCGCCUGGACCGCACCAAAUCGACCGACUCUGAUGACACUCACCGAUCCUCGAUCAGCAAGUGACUAUCGCCAAGGCAUGUCUAGCAAGCGUGGAGCUGCGGACUGGAAAAUAUCGCCCGUCACCGCCUUUGGUGCCCUAAUAGGCGACAGAUGCAUCUUCUGGGACCUCGCCAACGAUUGCAACGGAAGACCGCUCCAGACUGUCAGUGCUUUUACAGAGUCAGGCGACAUCUUUCGAUGGUCCAGUUCGGAUUGGUUUGCGAUUGCUACGAGCGCAUCAAACCCCUCGAGUGCGCCUAUCCGUAUCAUCGAUAGCGCCUAUCCGCAGCGACCUUUCGAGAUCGGUCUGCCUCGGCGGGCGACUGUGCACGAUCUCGCUUGGUUCACACAUGACGAUAUACUGGCGAUUGCUGCUGGCUCACAGAUGCUUGUCUGCUUGCCGAGCCAUGCUGCCGGCUAUUGA
Molecule: messenger RNA, 1125 nt
Organism: Mixia osmundae IAM 14324
Lineage: Eukaryota; Fungi; Basidiomycota; Mixiomycetes; Mixiales; Mixiaceae
Exons: 4
Coding region: 1-1125 (374 amino acids)
Cellular component (GO): nuclear pore outer ring
Molecular function (GO): protein binding
Source: RefSeq, a predicted model, not a curated record